AUGACACACAGAGGACUUGUCCUGGUUACCUGGCUCUACAGCGCUUAUUUGGGGGUGUGCCAACCGGAGGGCCCCUCAGUGAAGACGCCUGUGUACGUGAAGGAGGGGGCCACUGCAGAGCUCUCGUGCACCUAUAACACCCCGGGGGACCCCAAAUUCACCCUGGAGUGGCGCUACGCUCCCCCCGGAGUCCCUGAGAUAAAGGCCAGAGAUGUGCUGUAUUACGACGGGCAGAUGUACCACAGGCAGCUGUGGAGCAGCAGGAUGUCUCUGGUGCAGAGCCCCCCGUCCAACGGCGUGGCCUCCCUGCAGAUCAAGAACGCGCGGCUGUCUGACGCUGGCAUCUACAUCUGCGAUGUCAAGACGCCCAGCAACUGGGACAGCAGCGGCCAUGGCCUCAUCAACCUCACUGUGCUCACUCCGCCAUCUUGGCCUGUGUGCACUAUGACAGGGAAGAACUACGAAGGCCACGACGUCACCCUGCAGUGCCUGAGUGAGGCGGGCAUCCCACGGCCCAUUUACACCUGGAGGAAAGACAACAACCAGCCACUACCACCCAACACUGUCACAGACCAGAUAAGUGGCUCCCUGGUUGUGCGUAACCUGUCGGCGUCUGUAGCGGGCACCUACACCUGCACGGCCUCCAAUGAGUACGGACGCACCGCAUGCAGCCUCAUCAUCAGGGUGUCCAACCCCAGGACGGCCGGUGUGAUUGGUGGAGCAGUGAUGGGCGUGUUCCUCACACUGCUUCUGAUUGGUGCAGUGGUCGCAUUCUUCUUGUGGAGGAGGAAGAGGCAGGCUUCUAACAAACUGCAAAGUGGACAGAGGCGUCUGAAUGGGGAGCCUGGUUCUGAAGUCUACCUCACCGGUACCUCUGGGUCUGGGUCUGGGUCAACAUCACAGCACUCCUCUCUGUACCGCGACAGUAAGGAGCGCUCCACACUGAGAGCGUGCCAGUCCAGUCCUAUGGUUUAGUAGCCCUCACUCCCAGCCUGCCAGUCCAGUCCUAUGGUGUAGUAGCCCUCACUCUCAGCCUGUCAGUCCAGUCCUAUGGUGUAGUAGCCCUCACUCCCAGCCUGUCAGUCCAGUCCUAUGGUGCA
Messenger RNA from Engraulis encrasicolus (European anchovy), 1100 nucleotides. RefSeq names its product V-set and immunoglobulin domain-containing protein 2-like. Bases 1 to 975 code for a protein of 324 amino acids. Lineage: Eukaryota; Metazoa; Chordata; Actinopteri; Clupeiformes; Engraulidae. The record is from RefSeq and is a predicted model, not a curated record. The transcript is spliced from 7 exons.